Molecule: messenger RNA, 345 nt
Organism: Eubalaena glacialis (North Atlantic right whale)
Lineage: Eukaryota; Metazoa; Chordata; Mammalia; Artiodactyla; Balaenidae
Product: large ribosomal subunit protein eL32-like
Exons: 2
Coding region: 1-345 (114 amino acids)
Biological process (GO): translation
Cellular component (GO): cytosolic large ribosomal subunit; ribosome
Molecular function (GO): structural constituent of ribosome
Source: RefSeq, a predicted model, not a curated record
AUGGAAAAAGAUAUGGAAUCAGCUACCAGAAAAACAGCUUCCCAUUUGGGCAGCCACGUCAGCGCUGAGGGUACAAAACCUCGAUUAAUUAAAGCUCUGUCUACAGAGAUGUUGAUGCCUAACAUUGGUUAUGGGAACAAGAUGAAAACAACGCACAUGCUGCUCAGUGACUUUCAGAAGUUUCUGGUCCUUGAAGUGCUACUGAUGUGCCACAAAUCUUACUCUGCUGAGAUUGCUCCUUAUGUCUCCUCCAAGGACCACAAAGCCAUUAUGGAAAGAGCAGCCCAGAUGGCCAUCAGAGUCUCCAAUUCCAAUGCCAGGAUAUACAGCGAAGAAAGUGAAUAG